Molecule: messenger RNA, 2271 nt
Organism: Venustampulla echinocandica
Lineage: Eukaryota; Fungi; Ascomycota; Leotiomycetes; Helotiales; Pleuroascaceae
Exons: 6
Coding region: 1-2271 (756 amino acids)
Biological process (GO): protein phosphorylation; intracellular signal transduction
Cellular component (GO): cytoplasm
Molecular function (GO): protein serine/threonine kinase activity; ATP binding
Source: RefSeq, a predicted model, not a curated record
AUGGUUUCUCUCGCCGGCGACUGCCAAGCACCGGGGCAUGCGGGGGAUAUAUCUACAGAAGAAGCAGAGGCGGGCAUCCUUCCAUCACAUGGUAAUAACUUCUUGCAAAGACCCCAAUACACAUUUCCCCGCAGUUUGAUAACAAUUUCCAAAGGCAUUUCUUUGGAUAUUCAGGGCAAUACCGAAGAUGGCCGGCCACCGAUCAUCCACCACCUCUCUGCUCCCGCCUACCAAAGCCCGCUCAGGCACCAUUGCCGUCAACCAUCCCACCACAGAGAAAUUAAGGAGACUUUAGAUGCGAGAUCAGAGUAUACGAACAACGAAGAAGAUGGCAGGGCCGAGCACCGUAUCAACCAGUACAUAAUCAAGGAUGAGAUCGGGCGGGGUUCUUUUGGUGCCGUCCACCUAGCAGUUGAUCAAUAUGGAAAGGAAUAUGCAGUUAAAGAGUUCUCAAAAUCCCGACUCCGGAAACGAGCACAAUCGAAUAUUCUUCGGAGACCUCAAGGCGUUAGAAGGCCGGGGCAUUUAUCAGCGGGACUGAGCUUCAAUUCUCCUUUGCAUCGGCAUUCGGCUUCCGAUAUUCACAAUGGGGAAGUGAAAGGCAAUCCUCUCUACCUCAUCAAGGAAGAAAUUGCUAUUAUGAAGAAGCUUGACCACCCGAACCUAGUCGCGCUCAUAGAGGUGUUAGACGACCCAGUAGAAGAUUCUCUAUACAUGGUUCUAGAAAUGUGCAAGAAAGGUGUUGUCAUGAAGGUCGGGCUCGGUGAAAGGGCAGAUCCUUAUGACAUAGAAAAUUGUAGAUGUUGGUUCCGAGAUCUCAUUCUUGGGAUCGAAUACCUUCAUGCGCAAGGUGUUGUGCACCGAGAUAUUAAGCCCGACAACCUCCUCCUAACUGAAGAUGAUAUUCUCAAGGUGGUGGAUUUUGGAGUUUCUGAGAUGUUCGAAAAACAUUCUGAGAUGCUCACUGCUAAAUCAGCUGGAUCGCCAGCCUUCUUGGCCCCAGAACUGUGCGUUACAAAGCACGGGGAUGUUUCGGGCAAGGCGGCUGAUAUCUGGUCGAUGGGGGUCUGUCUUUAUUGUCUCAGAUUUGGUAGGAUCCCUUUCGAAAGCACUCAGGUUCUAGAACUCUACGAAUCUAUAAAAACCGAUGAUUUUGAAAUAGAGCCGGGGAAUGACCCUGAGUUCUGUGAUCUGUUGAGGAAACUUUUAGAGAAGGAUCCGAAGAAACGGAUUACCAUGGUGGAGCUAAGAGAACAUCCUUGGGUCACUAAAAACGGAAUCGACCCCCUACUGUCUGCGGAGGAGAAUACUGCAAAUCUAGUGCAACCGCCUAGUGAAACCGAGGUGAACCAUGCUAUCACCGGGAAAAUGAGGAACCUGUUGACCAUGAUGCAAGCGGUAAAGAAGUUUAAGAGUCUACUAGGAAGAUCUAGACGACCGCAAGGUCUAUCGGACGCCCUAGGACAAGGCGCUCGUAUAUUUCCAGCAUCAGAACCAGUAUUUCAUAGAACAAGCAGUUUUGACCUGCAUGAUCGCAGGGCUGUUGAGACUGCUCUUGCUAGUGAGGGCGUUCAUCAUGAUGUUGUCUCUUCAGAUGCCAACACUCCUAAAUCCAUGGGAAGCCGGAUCGAUACUUCUGUGGUCGUGAUGAAUGAGCCCCAAGCAGGUUCUUAUGAUGGUCAUGGGAAGGGUCUGACGCCCAGGCGCAUUCCCUCUGACGAAAUUCCUGGACCCUCGGGUCCUGAUCCCCAGCGAGGCGAUUCCUCCGGUGAGAAAGGCCAUGCGCAUGACCCAUUAGACGGAGAACCGUUGUUCCUUGGCGUGGGCGCUGGAGUGAACAACUCUCUGGCAACAUCAGAAGAGAAUUUCGUCGCAGAAUCACCAACUGCAGCGGAUUUCAAUAUCUAUGACACUGCAUAUCAAAAGGAAGUUGAGCGAAUUCGUGCAGCUCAAGGUCACGCGGUAAAACUGUAUCUGACACGACGGGUGGAUGGCCAACUACAAUACAAAGAUGAUAAAAACCUAAUCGGUCAGCCCACUAGCCCUCAGGCUUCCGGUACCCACGAGGGUUUUGGAGGCGCCUUUAAGCGUGCUCGAGAGAAAGGCGAAGCGUCUUUUGGCGGUGACGAAAUGGUCAUUACAAGCAGCACGUUCGCUGAUAUUGCUUCAAAGGCGAUCGAGAAUUCGAAGAUAGCCGGAAAGACACCUAAUGAUAAAGGCGAGCUUGCUCUUGACAACCUUAUGCAGAGGGUGAUGGGGAAGCCGAAAUGA